GGCCUCAUACCCCCAGUGCCCGGAGGGUAGGGCAAUGUGCACAUCACGGCCCAGCCGGACGGCGUAUUGCUUCAGUGUCAGGGCCGGCUGCUCUGGCAGCAGAGGAGACCUGGGGGUGACCUGCACAGAAUUAACCACCCUGGGACUCUAAGGUGUCUGUCUAACUAGAAGUCCCAGCAUACUUCCUAUGUAGUGACCACUGCUGCUUAUCCGAUUGUACAGCCCGGUUGUAAAAUCGGGAUUGCAUUGCAUCGCACAGAUCGUGUAACCAGUGAAGGGCAUGCGAUGCAAUUCGAUCAGAUCCUAUGAUCCUGCACGAUUGCACUGUGGUUGUGAAGCCGCACGUACCCAUCAUAAGGUUCCCAGAUAGAAAGAACAGUCCGAAACCGAACGUGCAAGAAGCCUUGAAGUCUAUGAUUUUUCCAUUCACUGCACCUUCGUCGCCAGCUUUUAAAGCAGCAAGUGAUAACCCGCUAGGUAUUCAGAGCCCUGCAGCCUCCCGUAAAGUGCAGGGAUCACCGGACACUUCUGACUUGCUGAGAUCACUUCCUCAGAAGUACAGGAGAAAAGCUGUACCCAGCGAGGAGAUGGAAUAUAUACAACGUGGAGGUCCUGAAUGAGAAGCCAAGACAACCAAAACCGCCGCCAGUAUACAAAUAUUGUUACCAAGCUUACUUGGUUCUGUGUAAUCCUAUACAAUUGUAAACUAGUAGAUUUAAUAAAAUAAGCUUCCAACCUCUGUGUUCAUAAAACGUUCUACAACAGCAUUUUCUAUAAGAAGCAUCUGUAGAAAAUUGUGUAUUUACAUUUUUUUUGUAUAAUGUAAUUAUUCAAUUAAAUUGCCUAAUUUGUAA
This is a messenger RNA of Pseudophryne corroboree (corroboree frog), 854 nucleotides long. RefSeq names its product alpha-ketoglutarate dehydrogenase subunit 4 (gene KGD4). The record is from RefSeq and is a predicted model, not a curated record. The transcript is spliced from 4 exons. Gene Ontology annotation, molecular function: oxoglutarate dehydrogenase (succinyl-transferring) activity. Gene Ontology annotation, biological process: 2-oxoglutarate metabolic process. Bases 306 to 620 code for a protein of 104 amino acids. Lineage: Eukaryota; Metazoa; Chordata; Amphibia; Anura; Myobatrachidae.